This is a messenger RNA of Orussus abietinus, 1277 nucleotides long. RefSeq lists its product as uncharacterized. Lineage: Eukaryota; Metazoa; Arthropoda; Insecta; Hymenoptera; Orussidae. The transcript has 4 exons. The record is from RefSeq and is a predicted model, not a curated record. Bases 446 to 1195 code for a protein of 249 amino acids.
CUCAUGCCUCAGUGCCAUGAUAAUAUAUCGAGUUUUCAAUCUUUAUAAUAACAAUUUGUCGUAGAUCGAACUGGAAUAACGUGAUAUUACGGGCAUUAUUUCGUGAUUUAUUUAAUAAUUUUUCCCCUUUCAAUAUAAUUUUGGAAAAAGAUAUAUAUAUAUAUAUAUAUCUCUAUGUCAAUGAACAUUUUACCCUUCGGCGCUGCGUUGUCUCUCCGCUGCGGGGACAUUCGUCAACGUUACGAAACUUGCGGAGUGCUAAAGGUUAAAUUAGAAAUGCCGGUACCUCUCGUGACCAGUUGAAAACUACGCGUGACGUUGGUUCCAAUCAGACUGACAGUUAUUUGUGGAAUACGUUGGCAAGUAAUGUAUAAUUGAUUACAAGGAUAAAACCAGCAACACGUGUGAGAUUUCGGAAAUAGAUCAAGUUGUUUAUGACUUAAGAAUGGAGAAUCGGUUACAUAUACUCGUAUACAAAAGCAGAUCAAUUUUUGACAAUCUUAUUGUCACGCCUUAUGCAGUGACUGAAUAUGCAAAGAAAUAUAAUACAACUGAAGAAGAAAGUAAAGGAACUAUUGAAAGCAAUUAUCUAACGGAGCAUUCAAAGUUGAUACAAUUAUGUUUGAGACGUAAAGGAUUUAAUGCAUACCUUUUGUCAGCUUAUAUAAAUGCUUUAAAGCAUUCCAAGAAAUAUCGUCAAUCCGCUGUUAUUGUUCUAUUACAAUUUUGUAAGUCACAUGCAGUUGAAAGUGACAAUGCAGUGAUUUUAUUGAAACUAUGUAUUCCAAAGCAACAAUUCUUGGAUUAUAAAUGGAAUGAAAGAAUGGUACAAAUGGCAAUGGAAAGAAGAGAACUAGAUUAUAUGAUGUCUUGGUUGUCAACAUUCGGAGGGGCAUACUCUGCAUUAGGAGACGAUGUCACAUAUUGUGCAGAAGUUGCUGGAAAUAUUUCAUUGCGACAGUUCCAGCUGGCCCUUCGUUUAGGGGAUCCACUUUUGGUUGCUCAGUGCAAAUUGUAUGCUGCUUUAAGUUUGAUUCAACGCGGAUACUUAAAAGUAGCAAAGAGAUUAAUUCAAAAUAUAUUUCAAUUUUCUAUUAAUGAAAAAAAUACGCGAUUACAGAACAUGUGCAAAGGAGUUUGGGCAAAACUUCAGUAUAAGCAUAAACUGAUAUUACAAGUAAAACAUUCUCAAUAGCAUAUAGUGCCUAGUUGACCUGUGGUAUUCAGUUCAACAUAUCAAUCUUUGUAUAUUUGUAAAUAAAUUGCAUUAUAACAGU